Messenger RNA from Phytophthora nicotianae INRA-310, 855 nucleotides. RefSeq lists its product as hypothetical. The coding region runs from base 1 to 855 and encodes 284 amino acids. The transcript is spliced from 2 exons. The record is from RefSeq and is a predicted model, not a curated record. NCBI's taxonomy places the organism in Eukaryota, Oomycota, Peronosporomycetes, Peronosporales, Peronosporaceae.
AUGCGGGGACGAAAGCGAUUCCCGCCGGACAAGCCAGUCUACGAGGACGAGAUCGUCGCAGAGACACCGCCGUCGCCCACGUAUUCGCAGCCUCCAAAGAGAUUUAAGCGCCAAGACGUGGCAGACCGCAUCGACAAGAACACGACAGCCGACUUCUUCGUCAUGAAAAAGACGCUCAAGUCCUUUUGUAAACCCGAAGCAGAGCGACUCGUGUGGGACGAAUGCAUCCAAGAAGUCAACCACGCCAUCGCCGAGGCAUACCUGCUGGCUAACUACUACGCGCUAAGUCAGCUCAAGGCUGGCGUUCCACGUCGAGCGAAGUACGAGAAGUUCUUGGCGACGCAAGCGACCAAGGAUAGGCGAAAGCUCUGGAUCGACAGCGGCAAGGUCGGUAAGUUAAAAGACUUCCCCGUGACUGUGCCGGAGUUUUCCGAAACGGGAUACCAGGAAUGGCUGAAGACACAGAAGGUCAAGAAUGCGGAUCUGGAGAACGCAAACGAUGAGUUUGGGAAGAUGCGAGGAGAUCGGGCUCAGGCGAAGACGGAGCACUUGAACCAGGGUUGGUUUCAAGCGGCAGCAAAGAAAAUGGCUACACAUGCUAAAAACAGUGUCGUGCGGAACUUUGCCAAACGACUGCUAACGUACGUCAUCAAGCAUUAUGGACUAAAGCGUGCUGCCGCGCAUGAGGUUCUCAACAAGACGUUUGAUACCGAGGAGUUCAAUUCUACGUACGUUCGCGUGGUAGAACCCGUCAUUACAGAGCUGCGCAAGAAGAUCCCGCGGACGAAAGAUGGUAAAAUCAGCUGGGUACCUCACGACUUGCUGCCGAAGUUCUACGAGUUCGUCGAGGAGUAA